AUGUUCCCCAUUGCCUAUGCAAUUGCUGAGGUGGAAAACACAGAUACUUGGAGGUGGUUUCUGGAGUACCUGAAAUGGGAUUUGAGGAUUGAAAGGGAGUCAACCUACACAUUCAUCACUGACAAGCAGAAGGGUUUGGGGAUUGCCAUUGGAGAGUUGUUCCCUGGAGCUGAACACAGACAUUGUGUGAGGCAUAUGUACAACAACUGCAAGGCUAAGCAUCCAGGAGAGGGGUUGAAACAACUUGUGUGGGAUGCAGCUAGAUCAAGCACAAAAGUUUGGUUUAAGAAACACAUGGAGGAGCUGCAACAAUUGGAUGAUGUGGCCUGGAAAUGGUUUAAGGACAAGAAUCCAGAACAGUGGAGUAGAGCCUAUUUCAGGGAAGAUUCAAAAUGUGACUUGCUAUUGAACAAUUUGUGUGAGUCAUGGAAUGCAGCUCUAAUUCCAGCAAGGGACAAGCCUAUAUUAACCAUGUUGGAGAAGAUAAGGAUGGAAUUGAUGGUUAGAAUGGCAAAUAGAAGAGUGGCAGCACAUAGAUGGAAGGAUAUGGUUGGUCCAAGGAUUAAGAAGAUUAUUGAAAAAGUGGCAGAGAGGACUAGUUGUUACAGAGCCUAUCAUUCAGGGGAGUUUGAGUUCCAAAUUACUGGAGGCGGAGAUCAUGGAAGCAAGCAUGCAGUGGACUUGAGGAUGCACACAUGUACAUGUAGGAGGUGGCAAUUGAGUGGCAUUCCUUGUGUGCAUGCCAUUUGUGCCAUUAGAACCAAAAAGGCAGAUCCUGUUCUCUUUUGUGACGAUUACCUACUGCCUUCUACCUACAUGGAGUCAUACAAUCCAAUUAUUCAUCCUAUUGCUGGUGAGGAUGAUUGGGAACCGGUGGAUUACCCAAUAGCACCUCCCCCAUACAAGAAGCAAGCUGGCAGACCCAAAAUGAAGAGAACUAAGGAGCCAGGUGAGAACAAGCAACCACCACCAGCCCCUAACACAACCAAAAUGCCAAGAACCUACUCGAAGAUGACAUGCCAAGUUUGCUUCAAGAAAGGCAUAAUAGAUUGGGCUGCCCAAUUAGAAAGGCAAAGAAAGCAGCAGCACAACAAGCAGGAGAAGGGAGUUCCAAUGCACUCAAGCAAAAUAAGAAGAGUUCAAGGCAGCAGGCAGCAAAAGUUCCAGCUUCAAAGGGGAGGCCCAUAUUGAAUGAUAAUAUCAUCAAGUCUAGGAAGGGUUGGAAGAAGAUGAAAACCAUGGAUGGCAGCCAAGGUGCCGAUGCAGGGCCUUCUAGUUCACAAACUAUGCAUGAUCCUCCAACACAAGGCAGCCAAAAUCCUGCAGCAAAAAAGGCAAGGCAGCAAGGCCAAACUGAUUCUGAAUGGGCAGGGUUGUGAAGAAAAAACAUUGUUUUUGGUGUUGUUUUUGUUUAGGUGGUAUGUAAGCUUAUGAUGCUAUGAACAAACACAUGACAUUGCUGUUGGUUUGUCAACCAUUUUGUGAAACUUUGGGAACAUGCUAUGUCCUUUU
Molecule: messenger RNA, 1512 nt
Organism: Rosa rugosa (rugosa rose)
Lineage: Eukaryota; Viridiplantae; Streptophyta; Magnoliopsida; Rosales; Rosaceae
Exons: 3
Coding region: 1-1191 (396 amino acids)
Molecular function (GO): zinc ion binding
Source: RefSeq, a predicted model, not a curated record